Molecule: messenger RNA, 1740 nt
Organism: Lachancea mirantina
Lineage: Eukaryota; Fungi; Ascomycota; Saccharomycetes; Saccharomycetales; Saccharomycetaceae
Source: the annotation of a GenBank genome assembly
AUGACUACUUCUAUCACCAGCCCAGAGAGUGCAUACGCACAAGACCCUGAAAAGCUUGUAAAAACCAGCGGUAUCUCGUACUCGGACGACCAGCCGGCCAGUUUCGAAGGUGUUAGUAUAGCGGCGCCAGAAGACGGCAAACACGAUGGAAUUCGACUAAAGAAGGCGCUCGACGCCCGUCACGUGUCCAUGAUUGCCAUUGGAGGUUCGCUCGGGACAGGUCUCCUGAUUGGAACCGGCAGUUCGCUUGCGAAUGCAGGUCCCGUCUCCAUCUUGAUUUCCUACUCCUUCAUUGGUCUUAUUGUCUACGUCGUGAUGAGCUGUCUGGGAGAAAUGGCGGCCUUCAUUCCUCUCGACGGCUUCACGAGUUAUGCGUCCCGGUACUGCGACCCAGCCCUUGGGUUCGCAGUGGGUUACUCCUACUUGUUCAAAUACUUUAUCGUUACACCCAACCAGCUCACGGCAGGGGCUUUGGUGAUGCAGUACUGGGUAAGUCGUGACAAAGUCAAUCCAGGUGUCUGGAUCACCAUUUUCCUCGUUUCCAUCGUCAUCAUCAAUACCGUGGGUGUUCGCUUCUUCGGUGAAUUCGAGUUCUGGCUCUCGAGUGUCAAGGUUCUCGUGAUGCUGGGCUUAAUAAUUUUGCUGUUUGUCAUUAUGCUUGGAGGUGCCCCCAACCACGACCGCACAGGCUUUAGGUACUGGAAGAAUCCAGGCGCCUUUAAACCAUACUCAAAGGCGAUCGACGGAUCCAAGGGCAAGUUUGUGUCCUUUGCCUCCGUUUUCGCAUUGGCAUUGUUUGCAUACACUGGUACAGAGCUUUGCGGUAUCGUUGCCGCAGAGGCCAGAAACCCAAGAAGAAGUGUCCCCCGGGCUAUCAAACUUACUUUGUACCGUAUCGUCGUCUUUUAUGUCAUCACCAUCUUUUUGCUAGGUAUGACUGUUGCUUAUAACGACCCACUACUAUUGAAGGCCAAGAAAAUGUCUACAUCAGCCGCAGCCUCCCCCUUCGUCGUCGCAAUUGUCAAUGCUCAAAUUCCAGUCCUGCCUCACAUUUUCAAUGCAUGUGUCCUCGUCUUUGUAUUCAGUGCUUGCAACUCGGAUCUUUACGUUGCAUGCCGGACGCUAUACGGGUUGGCUAUUGACGGAAAAGCCCCCAGAAUUUUUGCGACAACCAACAAAUGGGGUGUUCCUUACUACGCUUUGAUCGUUUCGGUGCUAUUCUGUCUUCUCGCAUACAUGAACGUUUCUUCUGGAUCCGCUCAAGUUUUCAACUAUUUUGUUAAUGUUGUCUCCAUUUUUGGUCUGUUGAGUUGGAUCUCAAUUUUGAUUACUUACAUUUGCUUCGACAAGGCGGUGAGAACUCAAUUUGGUGACAAAUCUGCACUUUCUUACACUGCCAGUAUGCAACCAUGGAGCGCAUAUGUAGCCCUGUUCUUCUGUUGCUUGGUUGGUCUGAUUAAAAACUACACAGUAUUCCUAGGCCACAAAUUCGACUACAAAACAUUCAUUUCGGGCUACAUUGGCAUUCCAGUUUAUGUGAUAUGUUAUUUUGGCUACAAGAUCGUCAAGAAAACUAAGCUCAUCGCACCUGAGAAUGUCGACCUCUAUACCUUCAAGGAAAUCUUUGAUCAAGAAGAAGAGGAGGGUAAGUUACUUGAGGAAAAGAAGAGAGAGCAAAUGCAAAAUUCGGGGAUAAAUCUUGGUUACAUCUACGAGAAAUUUUUUGGUUGGAUUUUUUAA